AUGGAGGACAGAGAAGCAAGAAGAGCACGACAAGCAGCCAUCGUUGCUGAGAAGAGAGCGCGGCUUGAAGCACAGAUCAAAGCUUCCACUGACUUCAUCUUCGGAGGUGGGCAGCAACAGCAGGCGAACCAUCAGCUCGGGCGUUUUCGUCCUCCUGCUUUCCCUCCACAUCGUGCCCCUGCUGCAGUUCAUCCUGCAGUCCCUCAACGUGCUCCUGCUGAACCUCGUCAUGGAGCUCAACCGACCGCGCGCUCGUUCGACUUCGUCGCCUGCGAACGAUGUCUCCUGCCGGUUCGCGGAGUAGAGCUGGAGGAGCAUCGGCAGCAAUCAUGUGUGCCCUGUCGCUCUGACGACGAUCAGGAACGAGUGCCAGACGAUGCAGCAAGCAAGCAAGUCUCAGACGCUCAAGGGCCACAAGUUGACGCUGCGGGGGUCGUGCCGACGGCUGCGGUGAACGCCGAGGCAAGCGGAGGAGGCAACGUGCAAUCUUGGACAGUCCGAGGAGAGUGCGUCAUCUGUUUGGAGGGAGCGGGUGUGAAGGAAGGGGUGGAGGAGGGCGUUCGGUGCUCGGGAGGAGCUCACUUCGUCUGCUGCGACUGCUUGGACCCCUACGUUCGCUCGCAGUCAGAGGAGAAUGACAUUUUUCGGGCUCGCGGGGCCAAGAUAGUUUGUCCGAUGGGAGCAGAAGGCUGCUCCUCCUCGUUCUCGCACAAGGACCUCGCUCUGCAUGUCUCCCAUGAUACGUUCGAACGGUACCUGAGGGCUCGGGAGCUCGCGCAUGAAACUCGCGUCCUUGAAGACCUGCGGUUGGACGACGAGAAGAGAGCCAAGGAUGAGAAGAGCGGGAAGUUGAGCGAGGACAACGUGCUGACCAUCAGCAUCCCGACUCGUCAAGUUCACAGUAGACCGUAUCCUCACGCUGGCCUGUCCUCGCGCCUUGAAGUGCACGAGAUGCGGGCAAAUGUGGUUUCUGCGCUUUUUGCCUUGAAGAUUGCGCCUCCGAUGCGCAUGCGCACGUUGCAAGGUGUCCGUGGAACCCACGCAAGGACGUGUUUUCGCGACGUGAGCGGUUCGAGGAGGCACAACGGACUCGUCGGAUUGAGAUGGUCCGAUCAUGCGGCAGUCACUUGGGAAGGGGAGCUGACAGGGAGGCAGAUGAGGUUGCUGCUGUCAAGAUUGUCGAGUGCAGUGAAGCAACAUGUCCUUUCACUGCUGGAGCCCCAUCUUGCAGAUUUGAACAUUCGGGUGAGCGAGGUCUGA
Guillardia theta CCMP2712 is the source of this 1260-nucleotide messenger RNA. RefSeq lists its product as hypothetical. NCBI's taxonomy places the organism in Eukaryota, Cryptophyceae, Pyrenomonadales, Geminigeraceae. The record is from RefSeq and is a predicted model, not a curated record. The transcript has 7 exons. The coding region runs from base 1 to 1260 and encodes 419 amino acids.